Caenorhabditis sp. 36 PRJEB53466 is the source of this 13156-nucleotide messenger RNA. The record is from the annotation of a GenBank genome assembly. NCBI's taxonomy places the organism in Eukaryota, Metazoa, Nematoda, Chromadorea, Rhabditida, Rhabditidae.
AUGGAUGGAGGCGCCACUUUAGGCCGCGGCCACGUAUUCCCCGUCCAAAACUAUAAAGUGAGUGGAAAACUAGGAAAAGCAUAUAAAAAUGCAAUUUUUUUCAGAAAGGAGCAAGAGUAUGGCACAGACACCCGCACCUGAUCUGGAUCGGCGGAACGCUCGAAGAUGAUAUCAGCUUCCAGACGCGACAAGUACGAAUCCGACUCGAAGAUGACACGGUAAUGCGAGUUGCUCUUAUAAUUCUACCUAACCUGUUCAUUUCAGACCGUCCAAUACGACAUCACAUCGCUGGAACAGCUGCCGUUCCUCAGAAAUCCGGCGUUUCUCGUCGGAAAAGACGACCUGACGCUGUUGUCGUACCUGCAUGAGCCGGCCGUCCUGCACAAUCUACAAGUGCGUUUCGUGAACAACAACUCGAUCUACACGUACUGCGGCAUCGUGCUCGUCGCCAUCAACCCCUACGCCGACUGCUCGCACAUUUACCGCGAGGAGAUCAUUCAAGUGUACCGGGGAGCCGGAAAGUCUGCUCGAGAAAUGGAUCCGCACAUUUUCGCCGUCGCCGAAGAGGCGCACUUCGAUAUGGGCGCGUUCGGCAAGUCCCAGUCGAUCAUUGUGAGCGGAGAGUCGGGCGCCGGAAAGACAGUGUCUGCCAAGUUUGUGAUGAGAUAUCUGGCAUCGGUUGCUGCGAGCGGAUCACGUCGGGAAAGCGGCACGACGACAAGCAUCGAAGCACGCGUGCUGGCGAGCAACCCAAUCAUGGAGUCGAUCGGAAACGCGAAAACAAUUAGAAAUGACAACUCGUCGCGCUUCGGAAAGUUCAUACAAAUCAACUUUUGCGAGCGCGGACGACGGAUUGUGGGCGCCGAAAUGAAGACGUAUCUGCUGGAGAAGAGUCGGCUCGUGUUCCAGGCGCCCGGCGAACGGAACUAUCACAUCUUCUACCAACUGUGCGCCGCCCGAAAUCACCCGGCACUCAAGGAUCUGCAUCUCGGCGCAUGCGAAUCGUACGCCUAUUUGACGCAGGGAGGAGACAGUCGCAUUCCGGGAGUCGACGAUAAAGCGGACUUUGAGGACUUGCUGAAGGCGCUCCAAUUGCUCGGAUUCGACGAGAAACAGAUUGGCGACGUCUUCCGACUUCUCGCCGGACUCCUUCUUCUCGGCAAUGUGCACUUUGAGAACGGAGAGACGUGUUCCGCCGUUUCGCCCGCGAGUUCACAGGAAAUCGCGAGAUUGUGCGCAGAAAUUUGGGAAAUCGACGAGAAUGAUUUGCGCAUUUGGCUGACGAGACGAGAGAUUCGAGCUGUGAACGAGGUGGUCACGAAGCCGUUGACGAAGAACGAAUCCGUCCGAUCGCGAGAUGCCCUCACCAAAAUGCUCUACGCGCACCUCUUUGGAUGGCUCGUCGACAAGAUCAACAGUGCUCUGAACGAGAAUCAACAAAGUUCAGAGGCGAACCGCCGGAAACGGGUCGAUCGAUUCAUUGGAGUUCUCGAUAUUUACGGAUUCGAGACGUUCGACAUCAACUCGUUCGAGCAAUUCUCCAUCAACUACGCCAAUGAAAAACUCCAGCAGCAGUUCAAUCAGCACGUCUUCAAGUUGGAACAGGAGGAGUACGUGCGAGAGGAGAUCGAAUGGGUCCGUGUGGAUUUCCAUGACAAUCAGCCGGCCAUUGACUUGAUCGAAGGACCUGUCGGAAUGAUAAACCUGCUCGACGAGCAGUGCAAACGGCUGAACGGAACCGAUUCCGAUUGGUUGAGUCAGCUGAGCAACAGUGCCGAACUGAAGAAGAACCCGCAGUUGACGUUCCCGAAGGUUCGCAGCAAUGACUUUAUCGUUCGACACUUUGCCGCCGACGUCACCUACACGACCGAUGGAUUCGUUGAGAAGAACCGAGAUGCGAUCGGAGAGCAGCUCCUCGACGUCGUCGUUGCCAGCAGAUUUGAGUUCAUUCGGAAAGUGAUCGGCCCGGCAGUCGUCACUCCAGCCGGAUCCACUCCCGGAAAGAGAACGACGAAGAAGACGGUGGCCAGUCAGUUCCGUGAUUCGCUGAGAGAGCUCAUGCAAGUGUUGUGCUCGACUCGCCCGCAUUACGUCAGAUGCAUCAAGCCGAACGACAGCAAGAUCAGUUUCGACUUUGAGCCAAAACGAGCGAUACAGCAGCUGCGAGCGUGCGGAGUCCUCGAGACGGUUCGCAUUUCGGCGGCCGGCUUCCCGUCGCGGUAUCCGUACGAAGAGUUCGCCCGCCGAUAUCGAGUACUCUACACGAAAGAUGCGGCGCUUUGGAGAGACAAUCCGAAGAAGUUCGCAAAGCUCGCCUGUGAGCAGUGCCUCGAGGAAGGAAAGUAUGCGGUCGGAAAGACGAAGAUCUUCUUGCGCACCGGACAAGUCGCUGUGCUCGAGCGAGUCCGUCUCGACACACUGGCCGCAGCUGCCGUCAUGAUUCAGAAGACGUGGAAGGGAUUCGUGGCGCGAAGAAAGUACGAGACGAUGCGACGAUCACUGCUCAUUGUGCAGGCUUCGCUGAAGGCGUUCCUCGCAUUCCGACGCAUCAAGUACCUGCAAAUGCACCGCGCGGCCAUCACAAUGCAGGCGGCCGUACGUGGAUUCCUCGCAAAACGAAGAUACGAAAAGAUUCGCAAGGCGGUCAUCGGAAUUCAGGCGGCGUUCAAGGCGACUCGUGUCAGAAGAAACGUUGAAAAGGUAGGGUAACUACAUCUAUCAAAAUCUUUAAAAAAAAAUUGAAAUGUUUCAGAUCCGCUACGAGAAAUCAGCCAUCAAGAUUCAAGCGGCGUGGCGUGGAUACUCGAUGCGUCGAGAGCAGAUUGCCCGUCGCAAGAAGGUGGUCAUGGUCCAGUGCGCCGUCAGAAAGUGGCUUGCCAAACGCCGUCUCCGCGAGCUCAAGGUGACCAGUGACCUUCAGUCCUCAUUCUUCAAUUCCCCUCUAAUUUCAGAUAGAAGCCCGAUCCGUUGGACACCUCCAGAAGCUGAAUACAGGAUUGGAGAACAAGAUUAUCGAGUUGCAGAUGCGACUGGAUAUUGCCGUAAGUAUAGUGUGGCCGGAAUUUCAAUAUUUGCAAGCACGCAAAGGCACACAAUCAGCUUACCGUGUUUUUGUCUUUUCUCGUUUGCGUUGGCGAUCAAAAUUUGAAAACUUCCAAACAAAUUACACUUUUUUGUUCUUUCAUCUUGCUCAGAGCAGUAAAGAGCCGAGUUGGCGUCAAAAUGGCAACAUGCACAGCACAGAAAGAGAGCAUGACCCCUUUCUUUUACGAUCUGUUUUAUUUGCUCUUUUCGGAAUAUUCGAUUGAGUUUCGGCAACUUUUCCGUCGUCUGUUUUGCAACAUUCUUUUGUCAUUAGUCGUCGCGCCGCAUUCUCCCGCGCAAUUCCAUUCUCACCUUGCCGCUGACGAAUCCAGAAUGCGGUGAGUCAGUCAAAUUGUCAGUCAGUCGAUUCGGUUUCGUCCGUUGUGUUUUCGACGUCUUCUCAUUCACCCGAAGCAGCAGCAACUCGAGUAUUUUUGUGAAUAUUUAGUUGUGUGAACUCCCAAUGGGCCGCUCUUUCUUCCCCGUCGCUUCUCGUGCCGUCGUGUGAAUAUUCGGCGCGGCCACAUUUGACAGAAUUUCAUGUCAACUUGUGAGUGAUUAAUCGCUGAACAUGCUCGAUGACCAGUUGCUCCGGGCCUCUGUGGUCCCCUUGAUAUCAUUUAUCAUCACUUGUUUUCAUCCCUUCCUCUUUCUCCUCCGUUCCGCCCACUCUAAUAGUCGCCUCAAUCAACUGUCUUGUUUGUUUCUCAGUUGCUGCAGCUCACGGAGCGCGAGAAACCAGUUUCGCUCUUUAGACAGUAUGUUAGAACAGUUUAGAACAGAACACGAGCAAGAAAACGUUGGCGUCUUGCAAAUAUGCUCUCUCUCUCUCCUUCUCUCAAUUCUGUGCUUUGUGGUCGAGAACCCUGCCUCGUUAUUCCCCAUAUUCGGGAAGCAAGAUGGCGUCGUUUUUUCAUCCGCAAACUCUGUUUUUUGAUGAUAUUAUGCACGCAAGUGGACGGAUAGCCCUUCUCUUUUCUCCUUUCUGCACUUGAAGUUCGCUUUCUUCAUUUUCGAAAUACUCCGCCCGCAGUUUGUUUGCGUCUGGUUACUUGUUCCCACUACCGUAACCCUAAUCAGAUGAAGAAUGCGAGGGAUGGCGGUGAGAACACCUUUCUUUUCGUCUGAUCAUUCCGUUCAACUCGAUCACCUCCGCCGCCGUUCCUGACGUAUGCUCUCACGUGGUCGCCUAACGGUCCACACGUGAGUGUUCGAGGGUAUCGUUAGCACCGGAGGCCGGAAACUGUCGCAAAAAACGGAUAUGCGGGAGAGGAGCAGGUUGAUUCGGCUUCUCGCGCCCUCUGGCGGCCCGAGAUGACAGUUUAUUUGAUUAAAAAUUGAGUGAGAAACGAUCAGAGUGUGGGUGGCCAGCGCCCUCGCGCCCAUUCUUCCUUGUUUCACACAGUUUUGCACGGCCGAAUAGCUCGACUUCUUCUUCUUCCUCCUUUUUUUGUCGAAUAUUCUUCCCCAGGGGUCAAUGCGACAAGCCUUAGCUCGUGCGAACGAUGAGCGUGUUUUCUCUUGAUUCUUCGUGUUCUUAUGGCUGACUUCUCACACGAAGCAAUCAGAAUUAACCUUCGAGCGUAGUUAUCGGAAAGGCCGGACAGAAGACGAUUAAUUGAUGACGGCAAAGGUGAAAACGCCCGCUUUUUUAUGCGCGAAAGCGAUGUGGAUGAUUACGGCCUAGGGAAGGCACGCACGCAAACCUGUCAUUCACCUGGUUUCACUCGAAUUAAAUUGGAAAAACCUUUCUGAAGCUUUUCAUGGUAACCUUCCAAACGGCGUACUUAUCAGAAUUAGUAUUCGAGUUGGCUUCGCCUAGUUCCCGUUUGAUUGCCUCAUUGCCCUCCCGCGCCCUCCAUCGCAUUGUCGUCUUCAUGAGGACGCUGAUGAUGUGAUAUCUCUUUUUCUUCUUCUUCUUCUUCUUACUUCUUCCGCCUCUCAUUGUUUGGACGUCUCCUUGAGAUCCCGUUCGUGACGAACACGCACUCCGUAUCCUUCGUGUCCGUCCGUCCAUCGUUUUUUCGUUCGCUCCUGCCGUGUCCGCUCGAAGAAGAUGCCCUCCGUCGCGCCCGAAGAUUGAUUGUCAUGGGAUUCUGCCCAUAUCUCUUGGCUAUUCACUUCGUUCCACCAAUUUCCCACGUUCUCUUUCUCUUCCUCUUUCUCGAAACCAUCUAAAAGUUUUGCGGGCUAGAUUUCGAGCCGUUAGAAAUUUGUUCCACACAAAUGUUGGCUGUAAACCUCUGAAACUGGAGAAAACCGAAACCCAUGAAUGUGUAGAAUUGCAACUCUAUAUGAGGUGUUCACAAAUUUGAGAAAUCCGCGGCACAUUUACAUUACAGAAUCCUUUAGACACGAUCUUUCGAAAAUGUAGUUCGUAGUCGAAACCGAGCGUUCGGCUUUAUCACACUUUAUCCAAAACUUGGAUAGUGUCGAUCUUCGAAACUGUAUUCCGAACGAUCUAGGUGGAAAUGUCAUCUGUUUUUGGGAUUGUUCGUUAAUUACCAGUGUUAUUCGCAUUGUUCUUGCCUUGCAGUCAUGUUUUCCACGGUCUUCAAUUUGAAGAAUUGGGGUGGGGCGUUUAGAAGAAAACUUGUUGCCGGAUAACAUUUUGAUUUGAUAACCUGGGCGCACGAAUGCAUGCAAAUCACGGCGCCAUCUCAUUGUUUGAUUACAGAACGGACGAACGAAAGACGAAAAGGAGAAGUUGACGACGGUGAGCAAGGAUCUCGAGAAGACAAAGGCCGAGUUGGCCAUGAUGGAAGCGGAGAGGUGAGUCUCAGUUGGUUACCUGUUCUCAUUUGUACUUUAUUCAUUUCAGACUGACGCUUCUGGAGGCACGUCAUCGUGUGGAAGUGCUCCAGGAAGAAGUGGAACGACUCGAAACGGAAUGCGAUCUGAAAGAAGCUCAACGUGGUGGCAUGGAGACGAAAGUCGUCGACCUGCAGAGCCGUCUUGAGCAGGUAAGCCCCCUUUUAGACUCAAAGUCAAAAGAGUGACGGCAAAGCACAUGAGCUGCAUGCGGUCCCUUUCCGCUCGUAAAGGGUGCCCUCAUCACUUGCGGCGCGACGGCGUCCACAUUCUCAUUAGACGCAUUCGAUUGUGGUGUUUGUUGCGCCGCCCGUGCCCCCGUGCCCCCGCGUAGAGCUCCUUUGUUUUCUUGUGACCAAGUUGUACUUGAGCCGCCGGUGCCGCCGCAAAGCAACGAGUAAAUACAUAAAUGAUGAACAGGAAGGAAGAAAGUGGGAUUAGAUGCCACACGACGCUCUACUCUCAUGUCUUCUUUCCCUUUCAACAUUUGAAAUUUGCCUCAUUUCGUAUGAAUUCCGCUCAGCUGUUUUCCAUCUGUUUUCCGUGUCGACUGUGUUUUGACCCGUUGAUGACACCCAAGGCGCCAUACUAGUCAACCCCCUUUUCUCGCUCGCUUAAUUGUCAGCAAUUGUCAGCAGCAGUGGGCAGCAUCAUUGUCUCGAAAACAAAGCGCCAUUUUAACCCUUUUCAAGUUGCAGAUGCAAUCCGAAUCCGGACUGAAAAUCGCCGAGCUCACCGAGCAACUGGAGAAGGCGAAAGCCGAUCAGGAGACGUGGGAGGAGGAACGACGGAAAAUGGAAGCGGAGCUGAAUUCGGAGCGAUCGACGCGACUCGCUCUGGAUGCUGACGUGGCGGCGAUGCGGGAGCAGCUGAUGAAGAACGUGGAUCUGUUCGAAUCGAGUGCGUUCCAGAGAAAAGCGAGUCCGAAAAAGGACGAACUGGGUCUGUUCACUUUCUCGGGUCAAUAACCAAUCCUUUUGUGAUUUCAGACGUUUCGCGAACCACCUCCAACCUGUCGCAACUCAGCGCCGAAUCGUUGAACGCCGUGCCCGUCCCGUUGACGUUAACGUCGCGCGGAUCUCCAGAAGCUCAGCUCAACGAUAUGGCUAUGAUUUUCGACCAACUCAAGAUGAUCAACGAUCUGCGACAGCGCAACGAGCACUGUCAACGCGAGACGGAGCGGAUGAAGGUGAUCCUCGAGGCGUCGACGCUGAUCGACACGCUCGACAAGAAGACGUCGUUGAAGGCGUUCGAAUCGAUUCGGAUGAGCGAGUUGGAAGGAGCGUACAAUCGGCUGAAGAGCGACAUGGAAAGGCUGAUUUCGGGCGGAAGCGAUCGCUCGAUGCACUCGGUGUUCGAGCGAAUCAUGGAGGAGAACGAGCGUCUGCGCGAGGAGUCUGUCGAGCUGAGAUCGAUGCUCUCCAGCCACUUUGAGCGACAAUCUGUCGCCGGAAGCAGCGGAUACAGACGUUCGCCGCGACCAGACUCCGGACACUGCUCUGGUACCGAUUCGGAAGAUGGCAGUAGCAGUGCUGAUCUGGAGGAAGAUUUGUGCAUCGAACGGCAGUGCAGACAUCUCAAGAAUCUUGCCGAGUGAGUGGAGCAUUACAUUGCUCACUAUUUUAUUUUUACCUUUUUAGAAAUCUGACUCGAAUGCUCACCAACCAGAAUCUGGAAAUCGAGCGACUGCAACAACAGCUCCGCUACAGCGAAUCUCAGUCUGUCUUUGUAAGUUCUCUUGUUCGCUUCGUUCCAUUCUCUCCCAAACGCUUCUGUUCUCCGACCGAAAAAACCGCGAUGACUGUUACUCACAGAUGAUAUCGAAUCUGGUUUUCGAUGGCGGUUGGGUCGGGUUGAAAGAGACACCGCCUAAGAAGAAGAAGUGACUUUCUUUGCGUCGAAAAGACGACUGAGUAGGACACGUGUGCUUUUUAUUCCUCUCUCUCUCUCGCUCUUCCUCUGCGCUUCAUUCAAAUCUCAUUUAGCGUGUCAUUUCGACCCAGUUCAUCCACAAUUAUGCUCGUAAACCGUCCAUUUUCUCGCCGAAACCGACCGUCUUCUCGAUCUCCCCGCCAGUUUCCCAUUCUCGGAUUGUUUAUUUACUUGCGAUUUUGUGUUUCGUCUUUGGAAGAUUGAAAUUCGAGUCUACUCGAGUUCUCGCUACCAGCACCUUCGGAAGAAACGUGAUACGAGUCGAGAAGCCCUUCCUAUGUUUGCGAACAGGCCGUUCGCUUCUUCCUUCCUCUUUCCGAUGGUCAUUAUCAUCUGCGGUCGCGUUUUUUUGCCAAUUUUGUGUAGGUCGGUGCGGCGAAAAGCAGAUUAUAAUACUUUACAUACACACUGAUCGGAUGUAUGUGUUCAGUGGCCUACUUUCCUUCGAUACACCAGUAACAUUGUCUGGAUUUCAUGGAGUUCUCUUCAAUUGUUUGUACGCGUGUUGUUUUCCGGGUCCUCGUUUCCCCGCCCGAAUUGGCAGCAGGUGUUGUGCGUUCCGUCCGUAACAGCCACGGCCGGCAGCUCUUUCUUUCUCGGCAGAAAAACAAGUUUUGGUGACCGGUUGGUGCCCAUCAGCCGCCACUCGAAUCGAUUCGGCGCCAUCACACAGUCAUCAAUACAGACUGAAUCAUUGUGUUUGCAGUCGGCACUGUUUGAACACCUUUCCUCUCUUCCUUUCUCUUUCCCACAUAUUCCAUCGGAUUGUAGAUGUAUUGACCUCUUUCUCUUCGUCUUUUCCACUUUUCGAAAGUAUUGGCGAGAAGUGGUGUGAACACGGCCAACCAGUUGGAUUCAUCUUUCCCGCACUGCGUCUCUUUCUCUUCUUUCAUUUCCAUUCCGCCGUCGUCGUCGUCGUCGUCGCUUUUGCCGCGUCGCGCACACCUGCUACUGCAACCGCUUGUUAGCGCGAAUUAUAACUAUUUUGUGGCAUUAGUUCGAUGAAGUUUGUUCGUUCAUUUCCUCAUCCCAUCCUGACCUGUCCUUUUCAUUUCCCUCCGCAUCGCCAUGGAGAUAAUCUCCUCGACUCUUGCGCUCGUUUUUAUUUAUACAUUCGCGCUAGAAGACAGUGUUACUUAUUGAGAAGCGCAGACAUUCGGAAGAGGGAAUGUUUUGGUCCACACCCUGCCUGCCUGCCAGCCAGAAGCCUUCCUUUCUCGGACCCCUUUUCGUUAUUCGCCUAAAAGGUACCUCUCCACAAUUGGGGUGUUUCACCGCGAACGUUGUUUUGCUCUUUCAUUACGGAUCACACGAGCAAACGGUCAAUUGGCUCCAUUUCCAUCCUCCGCAAUUUUUCUUUCUCUAUAACUGUUAUUGUUUCUCUUUUUGGCCCAAAAGAGUGCUUGGGGCAGGCCGCCACAACAAAAACAGCAGAAAUCUCAUUAAAAGAAGAGCCGGAACACGAGCGAGCCGAAAUGACGUUUUUUGAUGAGAUUCUCUUUUCGAGCGCGCAGUGUUUCCAAUUUUGGCAAAGUGCUGCUCUUUUCCGCCCUGCCCCUCAUGCUUUUUUUUGCUUCCUUCCUUUUCCAUUUUUCAAAUGGAGCACCUGAGGUCCCUAGAGAGUAGAAUUGAACCAGGAAGUCGAUUGUACAUAUUUGACUUGCAAAGCGUGCCUGAUCUACAUGUUCAAAACAGUCAUUAUCGGCGCGAAAAUGAAUGAAAGGCAUGCCUGUAACUAUUUGAAAGUAUUAGGCAGAAAUUAAAACGACAGCCUUCUCCUCUCUUCGUUUCCGGUUUUCCGUUCUGUUUUUGUCUUCUCUCGCCUCCAAUUUUGUUCUUUCGCAUUGACUUUUUUUUGCGGGAGGGGGGGGGGCGCGAAAUUGUGCAUUCUGCGUCGGUUUUGGGAUGAUGAAUGAGUGAGUCUCCCUCUUUCUCUCUCUCUACAUCUCCAUCGGCUCAAAAUUCCCUCUUUUGGCCCAUGAAGCUACUGCUGCUGCUCCAUUUUCUUUGUUUCUGGCAUCGAUUCCACCCGCUUCAUUUGGUAUUCAUGAAUUACCGCCAAUUUCUUUUCUUUCUUUUCUCUCUCUCUCUCUCUUUCUCGGCUUCUAGACCUAGUUUCCGCUUGCAGGUAGGGCUUUUCCCUCUGUGAGCACACUUUUUAAAAUGCUGGAAUUCGACGAGGUCGGCACUUCUGCGCCUCCGCCGAGCCUUCAAAGUCGGAUGACGUCAUCGUCUUCUGACUAUUACUGUAUGACUUUUGACGAACCCGAAGAGAUGGACGAUGUCACGUUGAGCAGUUCGGCCACGAGCAAGGCAAGAAUGGGAAGAAUGGAACUGAAAUUAUGGAUUUUGCCGAAUUAGUAGCCAAUUUUAAAUUUUCAGAGACCAUCCGACUGCUCGUUGGAUGAGGCCGUUCGAGGUGCUCACAAACAGACUCAGAUGUUGGCCCAGCAGAAUAUGGUAGGCUCGUCGUGUGAGAGCAGAGAUGCAGAACAGGCGCCUGUUUUUCAACGCAAAAACGUCUGUCUUCGCAGGCGCCUAAAAUCACCUGUUUUGCAUCCCUAGUGGGCAUUCUAUGCAGAACGACUUCUUUUCAGGACCUCAACGACAAGCUGACUCGACAAUCGGAAGAACUUGCCGAAGCACGCGCUCAACUUCGCGGCUACAGUGGACCACUGGGACUAGGUGAGCAAGAAGUGUGUCGUGGUUUGUCGCCGGCCAAAUCGAUGCUCUCCUCGAUCGCCACCACCGAUUCGGACGCGAUCGACGGUGGCGGAGACCGUGCGCAUCGUCGAUUCCGUCCGAUCGACCUGGAUCCGCCGUCCUCAUCGUCGGCGAGUUCGUCGGGCGCCAGCAGUGUCUAUCACUCGCUGAACACGUCGCUCGCCUCGCAAUGGCACUGGUCGCACGCUUCGACGCCGAAUGUGCCGAUCGGCAGUCCGUCGGCGAACGCCGAGUUUGUCUAUCCGCCGAACGUGAACGCGUUCUACAGUCUGCGCGAUGCGAUGGGCACGUUCCUCUCGCAGUUGGCGCGUAGUUUAGGACUCUCUUCUGCCGACUCCCCUUGAAAAAACAUGGUCCGGGAUGGUGGUUUUGAGUUCUGGCGUACUGUUAAGCGAUAAUAAUUUACAUGUUCGUACAAAACAUUUGUGACGUGGCAAACCCGGGUAGUUGUAUGUGCACUAGCGCCCAAGACCACCAUACCCCGACCCGCCUGUAUUUACCCUUGGCUUGUUCUUCUUCUCCUUCACCCACCUCAUACCCGCUUCUCUUCUUCUUCACUUGUUCCACCCUGUUAUCACAUGUUCUGCCCCCCCCCACUUUUCCUCUGUUCCGCCUAUCUUUCAGAUCUCGCGCACGCACACGCCGUCCCGAUGUAAACCGUAUUUCCUUCUUUCCUGAUAAUAGUAUUUUGUGUUUCUUUUUCUUCUUUUUUCCCUGACCGCUCUCCUUACCACAUAUAUUUACAUAUAUAUAUGUUCCUCAGUUUGAGCUCUUAUCCUUCCAUUUUUUCCUUUUCUUUCUUUUGGGUUCAUCUGUGCGUGUCAUUUUUUGUUGCUCUCUGGAUAUAAAGUUUUAGCAUUGAUUGUCAUGUGUCUGUGUGUGGUGAUUGGUUUCUGCUUGCUUCACGAUUGUUUUCCCCCCUCGUUUUGCCACGUCACAACAAACCACGCUAAUGAGAAGAAACGUGAGAAUUGAUAGAUUGAGUGUGUGCCCCCAAAUGGAAAUGGUUAAUCGUAUUAGGCCGUUUCGAACAGAACAGAACGACGGUCACUGGCUAAUCGGCCGGAUUCGCCAACAUUGGCCAGUAACCGGUGUAUUUGUGUUGUACAAAGACAGCUUUGCCCCUCACUUUCUGCUUCUCUGGUCCCUCGCGGUCGGCGAUCACGUGUUCACCAGGCGCCAGACACCCCCCAAACAGUUGCAAUUCUUUCAGAAAACACCUCCGACGAGGAGAUCAUUCGAUUGGAGGCGUUCCAGAAGGAUUCGGUCACACACAACGCGUUCUUGGAAGUCUACAACGUGCCCGAGUUUGCCCGAAUCAUUGUUUGCGGUUUGUCAAGAAAUUCCCGUCCCACAAAAUCGCAGUCCGUUUUCAGAACUGAAGCCGAGUCUGGCCCGACUUCUGACGAAGAAUCUGCCGGCGUACCUGCUGCUCGCCGCCUUCCGCAACCAGGAUGAGAGGCGCGACGAGACGGCGCUCACCGGUCUCUUUUCUUCGGUCCAUCUUGUGCUCAAGGAUACUAUCUCGCGUUCGCACGAUCUCGACCUUCUAUCGCUAUGGCUCGUGAACCUGUGGCGCCUCUUCAACCUCCUUCGUCAGUAUUCGGGCGAGGAGAAGCAGCCGGCCGAGUGGCACGUGGCGAACACGGACACGCAAAACGCGUACCGCUUCAAGUCGUACGACGUGGCGCCGAUCCGAGAUCAGCUAAAGUUGCGCAUCGAAGAGUGCUACGCGAGUCUGAUGAAGAAGGCUGUCGAGCACGCGUUCUGUCCGAAGAUCGUGCCCGGAAUUCUGCAGCACGAGAGCAGCAGCGAUCUAAUGACGGCCGGCCAGGAUCGGAGGGAGCGCGCGGAGACGCAAAAGACGAGUCUGGCCGAUCUGCUGCAGUUUAUGGACAUGGUGCACUCGAAGCUGAAGACGUACGGCGGAGACGAGUUCGUGCUCAAGCAGGUCAUCGGACAAAUGGCCAGCUGGAUGUGCUCGCUGGCCCUCAAUCACAUGAUGUUCCGGCGCGAGCUGUGCAACUUCGAGAAGGCCAUUCAGAUCAAGCACAACGUGAUGGAGAUCCAGAACUGGCUGAACGCGAAAGGACUGCCCGACUGCCGCGAGCACCUCGAGCCGCUCGUCCAGGCGUGCCAUCUGCUGCAGAGUCGCAAAGACGCGUCGAACAUGGACACGUUGUGCGGCGAGAUGACGAGUCGGCUGAAGCCGCGACAAGUGGUUGCCAUCCUGCAGCACUACGACCCUUCGGACGAGAUGGAGGACGGACUCUCCGCCGAGUUCCUUGUCGCGAUUCAGAGAAAGCUCAACGAGAGAGCGAUUGCGAACGGGGAUCCGAUCGAGGACAAGGUAAUUGUGUGGCAAUAGCGAAUUAUAGGAAAAUGCUUUGAAAAAAUCUAAAGAUUUUCAUGCAGAAUUGAUUGGGGUUUUCUGCCGGGAAUUUCAAAUUCACACAAUGUUUAUACUUUGCAGGACGCGCUCAUCAUGAUGGGCACCUACUUGCCUCCAUUCAACACGGAGCCCUUCUCCUACUCGGAACUGCCGCUCGAGACGCUCAGUCUUCCGAGCUGUUUGCAUUUACAAGGCGUCUGCCGACUUGUAUAA